CUGUGGCGAAGCUUCCUUCCCAGUAGCCACGAUAGUUUGUAAUGCUUUAUUAAAAGCCUGCUCAUCUUCAGUACUCCACCGACAGCGUUUUUUGGGUGGUGGCGGACCAGACUUCUCUUCUUCGUUAACAGCUGCCUCAUUGGUGCCGCUGCCAUGCCUUAAUUCUUUACCAAUAUUGCUUUUGUAAAUGAAGGUCUGUAGUUGCGUCUUGGUAACAUUGGCAAAUCGCGAGUCGUUCCUCAAGCUUUCUGUUAAGUGCUUGGCAGUAAGUCUUCCAUUGUCUACAGCUAUACGUUCUGCAGCUUGUUGCAACGCAAGCAGUUGGUCAUCAGUCCAGCGGCGUUUGCCCAUGCUGCUUCAUAGCAAGGGCCAUUCAUAUAUGAAGGAGGUCCUUUUGAGUGAGGGUGCGUGAAUGAGUCGAAAAAACUCAAUAUGCGUUCACAUUGGUCGGGCGUACAGUGAGAGUCGAAAUGCCGCGACCGCGACCGAACACGGGCAGCAAGGCAGGAAGCUAGCCAAUUGGCAGUGGCGCAGCGCUUGGUCUCCUUAACAUGCAGCCACCUGGAGCGUACCUAGAGGCAAGCUGCAGUUGGGAAUGGAAUAGGCAGCGUAUGAAAGGGGCCCAUUAUCAUGUUUCCUUGUUCCUUUCUCCAAGCGUGGGGCGCCAGGCCGUGUUGAUCCUGCGAGGCACGUACGCCGGCCAACUCGGUGUCGUCGACGCGGGGUAUAUGGGGGGUCCCAAAGCCAGGCUCCGCCCUAUCGAUGCAGAAGGGCGAGAAAACCGGGCAGUGAACAUUGACGCCGUCAAUGUACACGCUCUAGCUGAUGCUGAGCUCGCCUUCCGCUCCUUCGAGUCGCCUCAGCGAGAUGCCCUUCGGCCGUUCCUCGCUCCUGACCAAUCCCAAGGCCCCAGCACGGUGCAGUGGUCUCUGCCAGAGAAGGAGCUUGGUUCGCAUGUAGCGGCUAGUGAUACCGUCGGUGGCGUGCCACAACAAGCAGCGGCAGCGCCUUCCUGCAACAAGGUGUACCGUGUACCGCGCUCUCUGCUGGAAAGCUUCCUUUUGUGGCUCCAAGUAGAGCAGCGUGUGGACUAUGCAUUGGAGCGCCAUCAGAGUGGUGGAAGCAGCAACGCACUGGCGUUCAUGUUCAGCGGCAAGCCCUACCCGCCGCCACUUCCCAGACAGCGUAAGCUCGCGUCAUUUAAGCUCGUCUGUAGCCGGGGAGCAAGUAGAGGACAGGGUAUACGGCGUACUCUGCGGGUGGGCUGCCCUCACAGCCUGCUGCUCUCCAUCUUCAUAACCGAUCCUGACAUCGUGGUGGUAGAGGAGAAGGCGGCGCAUGCGUAUCACAGCUUUGAUGACCAGCAGUACCUGCGCCUGGUCCCUGAAGUGGUGGCGGCCAUCGAGACGUACGCGGUUAAGCAGUCCCUACCACCGUCGGAGGUGCAGCAGCUUGUAUCCGACAACAUUGAGGAGUACGCCAGGCCGUACGUGACUGCGGGCUGUCUAUCUGUGGAGGCAGCCGUACGUCAAGAUUGAGAGCAUUGACAUGACUGCAGCGAGUGAGGGGGAGGGCGAGGGAGAGGACGAGGGCGAGGGUGUGGGCGCGGGGGAGUGCGAGGAGGGAGAGGGACGCUUGGAGCUGUGAGCGAAUAUUCGGGGGUGUGGGAGAUGCGUGGAUAUGCAAUGUGUGGUUAAAUGUGUGGAUACGCAAUCGUGGUGUGUCAAUGUCGUAUAGUGGACCAGUUCAACAGGCAAGGGACAAGUACCAAGGUGUUUGUUUCGUCUUCGUCUUGUUGUGUUGUGCUAUGGUUGAAACCUGUGGCAUGUGAAGCGAGCGCGCGCUUGGAUGGACAAGACAACGGUGACAGGAUGUAAGGUUCAUGGGUUUGCUGUGUCGGCUGGCUCCGGCAUUUGCUGUUGCUAUUCCGUGUGCUCGCAUAUGCCGAACGCAGCUCGUUCGCUUCUACGAUACUCGGUAUGGCAUGCAAGCAUCGCGACGAGUGUAACGAUUUCGACGUUUGAGGAAGACAAUGGCUUGGUUUCAAACUACAUACAGGACGCAUAAGGAUUGUACCUAUGAGUUUGGUAAGUAAGCAGGUUUCAGCGAGUCAUAAAGGCUCUAACGGUCGGCCUGAAUGUGUUGGACGUAAUUGCAAAAACGGAUUCCUAUUAGGUUUCUUAAAGGUAAUAUCAUUUUACAAGUCUAG
Molecule: messenger RNA, 2209 nt
Organism: Astrephomene gubernaculifera
Lineage: Eukaryota; Viridiplantae; Chlorophyta; Chlorophyceae; Chlamydomonadales; Astrephomenaceae
Source: the annotation of a GenBank genome assembly